CACACACACACGAUGCUUGCCGGUGCAGCCAUGGCUCCCGCUCGUGCGCCGUCCCCGCGAUUCUGAAGCUGACCUCGAGGAGAAGGAAGUGGGAGGAUGAACGAUCGGUGCUAGGAAGCAGCGGGGACGAAGGACUGAGACCCGGAAUGAUGGAUAGGAUCUUGGUUGCCUGACGGGUAAUAUUCUCCUCAACGAGGCCUGGGGGUGGAGUUGGCGCGACCGCGGCCAUGGCGAAGGAACGGCAACACUGCGGGAAUGAGUUGAUAUGAGGCGAAGACUUUCUUGGGAAUGAGCCAGAGAUCUGUUGAACGAUCCUGCAGCCCUCAGCUCCUCGUCUGAAACCUGCUCUGGCUGCAACACGGAUCGGGCACAAAGGGGAAAGGAGCGAUGAGCUCAAGCAUGUUUGACGAGGGGUUUUUUCCUAAGGAGCAAUUCACACCUCGCACUGGGAGCCAUCACGAGGAUGAGAUGAAAGGCUACUUGUCAAGCAGCCAGUCCAAAAGAAAGAACAUAGUAGACAUCUCACAAAUUUACAACAGGCUCAAGAUCGAUAGAGCACUCUCACCCGAAGCAAUUGAAUGGGCGCGCAACUGCUUUGUACGAUACGACAACUUGGAACAAAAAUCCAACGAUGAUGAAGUCCGAGAUAUUUUUUCAGGAGAGCUGAACAUGAAAGAAAUGAAGAAUGCAUUGAUCUUGGGUGGUCAGAAGGAUAUCACAGACGAGAAACUUCUGACGAUGAUACGUCAAAUUGGAAAGUUGGAUCACCCAAACCUCAGGGUCAACUUCAAGGAGUUUUCUAUGAUGUGCUGGAACGAGUUUUUCAAGCCGGAGGAAGAGGACGAGAACUCGGGAGAUGUCAAAGAUGCGUUUGAAAUUCUAGGUGGUGCUUCAGAUGGGACUGGCGCGGUCAGUAUACACAAGUUGAGGAACUUUGCAGAGAGGGCAGAACUGACCAUCGACAUUGACAAGUUUGUGGCUGAGGUCGACGAUGAUCAUUCUGGAAUGGUUGACUUCAAAGAGUUCAGCAGAUUGUUCAAGAACGUCCACACGGACUCGAACCUGCAUGGCAAGGGUAGUUAUCUUUUACGGCAUGUCAGCUCGGACCAAGGCCUGGAUGAGAAGCAAAGAAGUUCGAUUCCAAACUCGCUUACCAUAGUGACAGAGGACGAGAAGGAGAAUGAAAUCUAUCCAGAGCAACAUGCUGCACAAGGAAGGGGUCUGGAAUGCUCCAAUCGAAGCGGAUGGCGGACUGGGGAUUCAUUUUUCCAGUACAGCCUCACGCCCGAUAUGGACAGCGUGAAAACUCCGCUUGCUCCCAGAACCAAGAAGGUUGUACACCAAACAGCGCAUUCGUUUGAGAAAACGUUUUCGCCGAACUCCACCAGAGUGAAAUGCAGAAACGGGUGGAGGUUCAGAGACUACAGCAAGAACAGCCAUCAUGAAGGUGGAUACAACGAAUAUAACGUCAGGGACGAGAACCUCCUCAAAUCUCUUGACGAGAAGAUCAAACUCAGAAGCAAAGGCGCAGAGUUCACUCUGAAACAUCCGUCAUCUAGCAAGAUUGGUGUUCGACUGUCUUCGGAAUUGAGACUGCUGAAGAUGACAAAGGAAUUCACUCGAGUAAGGUCUGCAAACACUGUGAGGACCAACAGUACUGCAGUCAGCGUGGAUAGACUACGCCCUGCUACCUCCACGGGAUUCCACGACUACCUUCCUUCCUUCUCACCGCCAGGGAACAGUCCUGUGUUGAACUCAGUCAAGAGCGGCCGGCUGGCAGCAACGUCGAGCACGAGAGCUUCAUCGAAUCGGACGAUCCGCAACUACAGGGACCCCAACAGGCCGAGGCCAUGGACGAACAACAUGAAGACGCAGUCAGAAACCUUAGCGACGGAAGAGCUCCUGAAGCGAGCCAGCGAGGUUGGGCUUUAUCAUGGCGCAGGAGGCUUCUUUGGCGCAGGAAUCAGCUUUCUGGAUGAUACAUGAGAGUUUUACUGGAAACAAAGGGGAGUGGGAAGAGUACAGUCGCUGCCAUGCCUGACAGCCAUGAGCUC
Molecule: messenger RNA, 2054 nt
Organism: Guillardia theta CCMP2712
Lineage: Eukaryota; Cryptophyceae; Pyrenomonadales; Geminigeraceae
Exons: 7
Coding region: 388-1986 (532 amino acids)
Molecular function (GO): calcium ion binding
Source: RefSeq, a predicted model, not a curated record